CUUUUCUACCUUCUUACUGAUUCCUUUUUCUUUCGCCCACUGCACCACCUUAUCUAUUAUAUAUCGAGUCGAGCAAUAUAUCCAUUUUCAGCUACCUUGUCUCCACAUUACACACAGCAACGAUGUCUGCCGUCAAUGACCCCUCCGCAACAGUCGAUGAAUCGUUGCCUGAACUGCUCAUUGACCACCACGUCAAAUACAUCCAGGCACUUGACACCAAAAAAGACGACCUUGAGUAUUGGCUGACAGAGCACCUCCGCGUUAACGGCCUUUAUUGGGGUACAACGGCCCUUCACAUCCUCGGCCAUUCUGACGCAUUGGAUCAGGAUCAAAUUGUCGACUAUCUUGUCAAGUGUCAGCAUGAUAAUGGCGGAUUCGGUGGUCAUAUCGAUCAUGACCCACAUAUCCUGUCAACCCUGAGCGCGGUUCAAGUCCUGAUCACCUAUGACCGCCUAGAUGCUAUUAACGUGGACAAAGUCGUCGAUUAUGUUGUAUCUCUGCAAAACAAGGACGGAUCAUUCAGUGGCGACUCAUGGGGUGAGACUGACACACGCUUCAUCUUCUGUGCGAUCAACUGCCUCAGUCUGCUCAAGCGAUUGGACGACAAACGCCUGAACCUGCAGAACACAAUCGACUACAUUGUACGCUGUCGUAACUUUGAUGGCGGUUUCGGCAACUCACCCGGUGGAGAAAGCCAUGCGGCCCAGGUGUACGUAUGCGUGGGGACAUUGACGAUCUUGAACGCAUUGCACCAUGUUGAUACGGAGUUGCUGGGAUGGUGGCUCAGUGAGAGACAGCUUAAGAAUGGCGGACUGAAUGGCAGACCCGAGAAGCAGGAGGACGUAUGCUACUCGUGGUGGGUGCUGAGCAGUCUUAGCAUGUUGAAGCGAACGCAUUGGAUCGAUGCACCCAAGCUAACCAAGUUUAUCCUUGAAGCACAGGAUACGGAGACAGGCGGUAUUGCAGAUCGACCAGGCAACAUGCCGGAUGUGUUCCACACGAACUUUGGCAUCUGUGGUCUUUCAUUGCUGGGAUACCCUGGACUGGUUACAGUGGAUCCGGUCUAUUGCAUGCCUCGUCAUGUUAUUCAGAGAAUCGGCCUCUCGGACAAGCACUGAAGCGGUGGUGAUAUCGACAGCCCGUUCUUCAUGGUCAGGCAUUGCGCAGUGUUGCACAAUCCAUGUAUAUACAACAGCUGGCAGCAGCGUUUUCUUUCCGCAACAGCAAACAAUAAAUAUGCCCUUGCAAAAAGAUACAGAUGGAACAAGCAAAAGAGCGAGUUUAGGUUCGGGUUCGUUCAUGCUCAUGUCCGUGUUCAUGUUCAUACUCGGAUUUAGGUUCAAUUCGAGCGAGCAAAGAUAACAGCGCAAAUGGUGUGAGUGUGUUCAAAUAUCGAAGAACGGGAACGCCCUUUCAGUCGCGCGUCAAUAUAUUUUGCCCUGUGCAUGGAGUAGCAUAUGACGCACUGUUUGUGCGAGCAGUCCACUCGGCAAUAUAAAAGGACAUACCUGGGCCUUGACUGCACUCAAAAGCCCU
Messenger RNA from Gamsiella multidivaricata, 1536 nucleotides. RefSeq names its product terpenoid cyclases/protein prenyltransferase alpha-alpha toroid. Gene Ontology annotation, molecular function: Rab geranylgeranyltransferase activity. Lineage: Eukaryota; Fungi; Mortierellomycota; Mortierellomycetes; Mortierellales; Mortierellaceae. The record is from RefSeq and is a predicted model, not a curated record. Gene Ontology annotation, cellular component: Rab-protein geranylgeranyltransferase complex. The transcript is spliced from 5 exons. Bases 123 to 1118 code for a protein of 331 amino acids. Gene Ontology annotation, biological process: protein geranylgeranylation.